AUGUCCUGGCUAUGGGGUGGAUCGUCCAGUACGAACGAACCAACUUCUUCAUCAACAUUAGAGACUCCUAGCACUCCAAUAGAUAUGAGCGGAGGGCUCGAGUUCAGUUCCACAGUUCCUGUUAUGCCUAGCUCAUCUGAACGAAGCGACCCAUUCUCCACUCCUGUUUUAGCUUUGGAUCAGAUAAAGCAUGCUGGAGUACCAGUAACUAGGCAAAUGGCACCAUAUUUACAGAUGGAUCCUUCAAUUUUUGUUUCUUCUACACCGCAAUAUAUAAUGCCGGAUGGAGGUGUAACAGGUAAAGGAAAAUUCGAAUUUGCGUUAGGCCAUAUUGGCUGGGCCGUUGCUGGUGGUUUUGGAGUUGGAUGUGCCAGAGGAACUUUCGGCGAGUUUUUCAAUCCAGAAACUCAGAAAAUGUCAGGAAAGCCGUGGAUGACUAGAAUGGUUAAUGCUACUGUUAAACAUGGAUCUGGAUUCGCCCAACCUGCCGGUGCUGUUGUGUUUUUAUAUUCCGCUCUUGAAAUCGGACUACGAUCAGUAAGAGCAGAAGAUGAUUUAAAUGGUUUGGGUGCUGGAGCAUUAACAGGAGCUAUCUACAGAAGUACUCAUGGUUUGAAAGCCAGUGGAAUAGGUGCUGCUACUGGUGUACUGUUGGCUUUUGCUUGGCUUGUUGGAAAUCCUGAUAGCAGAGGUAGACUUCAGGAGAUGUUUAAUAUGAAUUAA
Messenger RNA from Auanema sp. JU1783, 723 nucleotides. NCBI's taxonomy places the organism in Eukaryota, Metazoa, Nematoda, Chromadorea, Rhabditida, Rhabditidae. The record is from the annotation of a GenBank genome assembly.